UUCGCUUGUAUGGUGAGAGUGUCAGCUGACCACACUGGGAAAAUUUGUUAACGAAACUAUCCAGUACAGCCAUGUCUCUUAUCAGUAAUCAAUUUAUUGAUCGAUUACUGCACGUUAAGCGUAUUCUACAGCCGUAUUAUUUCUAAAUCAUCUUACAGCAGUUAUACCCUUGAAUCGGAGACUACUGAAUCGGGUCCGACACCAUGCUAGCCACAGUGACUGCUGUGGUUAGGUUUGCUCAGUACAACGGCAGUGUUUCACCUUCACCACUGGAGAACACAUCAUUGUUCCCAACUUGGCAACCUGACACUGAAGCCAACAUCACCAAGCCUCACCGAUGUCUACAAGUCCUGUAUGAGGACAUCGGAGACUCCAGGGUGAGGUUCUGGGACAUUUUACUGCUUGUGCCUAAUGUGGCCUUCUUUGUAUUCCUGAUGUGGAAGCUGCCCUCAGCCAGGGCGAAGAUCCGACUCACCUCGAGCCCCAUCUUCAUCACCUUUUACUUGCUGGUGUUUGUUGUUGCAGCGGUGGGAAUCACCCGGGCCAUCGUGUCCAUGACUGUCAGUGCCUCCAGUGCUGCCACCAUCAUAGACAAAGUGCUCUGGGAAAUCACUCGCUUCUUCUUGCUGGCUAUUGAGCUCAGUGUUAUCAUCUUGGGACUGGCUUUCGGUCACCUGGAGAGCAAGUCCAGUAUAAAGCGUGUGCUGGGUAUUACUGCUGUGCUGGCCCUGGGAUAUUCCAUCACACAGGGCACGCUAGAGAUCCUGUAUCCAGACAGUCACCUUUCUGCUGAGGACUUCAACAUCUAUGGUCAUGGAGGACGGCACUUCUGGUUGGCCAGCUCCUGCUUCUUCUUUUUGGUGUACUCUUUGAUUGUGAUCUUGCCUAAAACUCCAGUGAGGGAGAGGAUAUCUCUUCCAUCUAAGCGGAGUUUCUAUGUGUAUGCUGCCAUCCUGUCUUUGCUGAACCUUGUCCAGGGCCUGGGCAGUGCUCUGCUAUGUGCUGGAAUCAUAGAGGGACUCUGCUGUGUGGAUGUCACCACCUUCCUGUACUUCUCCACCUUUGCACCGCUCAUUUAUGUCACAUUCCUCAAGGGAUUUUUUGGUUCAGAACCCAAGAUCCUGUUUUCCUACAAGUCACAGGUGGAUGAGCCAGAUGAAAGUGACGUCCACCUUCCCCCAACUGUUGCAUCAACCAUUGGCCGUAAGGAACUGACUGACCAGGGCCUGUACUACUCCUCCACCCAGAUCGAUGGCUCUGGUCCUGGCAGCUCUCGUAUGGUUGGAGCACACCUGGAUGACGUUGCAUCCGGACCCUAUGGAUCCAGCAGCAUUAACAGCAUUGAGGCGGACCGUUGGAGACCUGUCAAUGUGUAAAUAGAAGAAGAGAGAUGAUUAUACAGCUGGACUUAAAUGUUGUCAGUACGUUUUGUGUUAGGUAGGGUGGCAAUCAGAGGAGAUGGCCAAAAACAAAACAAAAAAUGCAGAACAAAGUACACCAAGAAAGUGUAGUCUUGGUCUUGCUUUGACAUCAGGAUAAGUUAACAAGCUGAAACUUGAGAGACCUUUGCCAGCCGAUUUUCUCAAGGACUGAAUUUAGCAACUGCUUUUGUAACACUGUCGCCAGAGUGCACUGCUGCUGUAGCCCCACACUAGGAGUACUGUCCCUCAUUGUGGCCCCGACAGACUCCACAUCGAUUGUUCCACAGCCUCUUAUAUGUGGGAGCCUACUGACUUCUCUCAGCACAUUUUCUGUCAUUCCAGCAUCAUGCAUCAACUGCUCAAUCCUCAGCGAUGAUGUUUUAAACCUUGUUUUAACAACCCAAGUCUUUAAAAUCUACCUAACAUUCUUUUGAUGAUAACUCAUCAACCGUACAUUCUGACUAGAAGCAUUUCAGCUGAUUUCAGUGUCCACUGCCUUGUGUAAAAUUUUUGACUCGACUCGCUAACAAAUCGCCGUGCCUCGUUAUGCAGGGCAAGGACUGCGCUAAUUUGUUUUGACAUGUGUACUUUGUCCUCUGAAAUACGUGCAGCCCCUCAUGUGAACAAGUGAAAGGUGUUAGCUUGAUGUGUGUCACUGCAAUAUGACAAAGAAAUCAGUAACUAAACACAAGCAUUACAUUCAUGUUCAAGAUGACAAAUGUUUUGUUAGGCUCUCUUCAAGGAACGACUCAGACACAAGAGCAUAAAAAUCCAAAUUUUGUCUGAGCCUUAAGCUUGUUUCUCUCCUUCUUUAUUUAUUUUUUGCUUUUGCUUUGAUUUCUUAUAACAGAUUAAUCAUUCCUGCUGCUGAAGGCACAUUUCUUAGCUUCCUAGUCAUGGAUGUGUUUUUACAUGUGUGAAUUGAACAGCAAAUAAGCAGAAACUUUGUUGUGUAUUCCACAUUAGACAAGCCUUCGUUUCAUAUCAGUGUGUCUGAUUCGGCUUUGCUUGCUGCAAAAAGGGCAAAUUUUUAUUUUCUUGCUUAGAUAUUUGUUUUUCCACAGAUUAUUACAGAUGGUGAAAUUAGACAGUGAACAACAUUUUUAUGGUAUCAAAUGAUGGUAUUCAUACAGUUCAUUGUGUAGAUAUUAAUUUUCCCUUUGACCAAGAGAGGCUGAGGCAAUUAUGGGUUUAUUUUAAGACAGUGUCAAAGAGAGGACCACUGGAUUGUUGCCGAGCGAAUUUUCAUUUUUUGAUCAGUUUUGGGAUUGAAUUGUUUGAUUGUUGGUUUAAUUCAUGAAUUUAAUUUUUGUUAUACCUCCUGGUAUUACAACAAUAUCAUACUCAAGUGUUUUUAAACCACCUCACAUCAUAUGAGAAAAAUAUGAGUUUUCCCCUGAUAGUGCUGUAUUAUUUGUAUGGAUCGAUUACCAUAUUUGAGCUAGCAGUAUUCCUAGAUGGUGGUGACUUGUAUGCAGAAUAUGCAGGGUUAAUUUUUCAUCAUUUUAAAGCAACAACAUAGUAAAGAAAUUGAGUAUUUCCAAGAAAUUACAGUAUUUGCCUGACUCUUGAAGUAUUUUUAUUCAAGUAUGUGUGUGGUGAUAACUGCUGUAUUACUUGGAGUUAGAAUAGUGACUGGGAAAUCAGUUUGCUCUCUGAUGCCACAGAUUCAUGAGGUACAUGUUAAGGAAUUGAAGUCCGCUUCCUUGAUACACACGAUGUUUGAUGUUGAAAUAGUUUUGAAAAUGAUCUGUGAAUUGCCUUGUUAUUUAAGUGCAUUGAUUGUACAAUAAUCACCCAAUAUUAAUGCAAUGUAUUGAACAUUCCUUGAGCUGAAGAAUAAACCAUGGACUCAUUU
Scatophagus argus is the source of this 3279-nucleotide messenger RNA. RefSeq names its product transmembrane protein, adipocyte asscociated 1 (gene tpra1). Gene Ontology annotation, biological process: G protein-coupled receptor signaling pathway. The coding region runs from base 204 to 1376 and encodes 390 amino acids. The transcript has 11 exons. Gene Ontology annotation, cellular component: plasma membrane. The record is from RefSeq and is a predicted model, not a curated record. NCBI's taxonomy places the organism in Eukaryota, Metazoa, Chordata, Actinopteri, Scatophagidae. Gene Ontology annotation, molecular function: G protein-coupled receptor activity.